UAUCCCCUUUUUUUUUCUCUGCAAUUUUUUUUUUUCAAUGUAUCUUCUCCUAUAAAUACUUGAUUCCGAGUCUAAUCUUUCCCCUCAACAUUCUCACAAAUCUCAUUUUCUCUCGCUUUCUGAACUCUUGACCGAACACGUAUAGUGUCCGGCGCAUCUCUCUCUCUCUCUUGCUCCUUUUAUCAAACUGUAGAGCAGCAGAGCCUGUUCCCGGAGAUUUAAUAUUUGUCGGAUCUUAAAAAAAAGAUCUCCUUUUCUUCUUACCCAUCACUCCAGAAAAUGUUUGGGACUCUCGCUUCCGGAGAUAUCGAAACCGCCAGAUUGAGGCGCGAUUUGAGGAUAACGUGCAAUCUAGGGUUCUCCUGCGGUGGUGGAUUCGACGACAUCGGUAUGCGAUUGGAAGGCGAGAACUUGGUGCCGCCGCCGCGCGGAGGCGACGACGGAGAAGUGGUGAACGAAACGGUGCCGUUUCAUGUCGAGCGACCACUGUUUCAGCAGACGCAGAAACUCGUCGUGGGGUAUGCUCUGACUUCCAAGAAGAAGAAGAGUUUCUUGCAGCCCAAGCUUGAAUACAUGGCUAGGAGAAAAGGCAUUUGCUUUGUCCCCAUUGAUUUGAACCGUCCACUUUCUGAACAAGGACCAUUUGAUGUCGUUUUGCACAAGUUACUGGGAAAAGAGUGGCAAGAGGUUAUUGAGGAUUACCAGCAGAAACACCCGGAAGUGACUGUGCUUGAUCCUCCAAGUGCAAUAAAGCGUAUAUAUAAUCGACAAUCGAUGCUUCAGGGCAUGUCAGAUUUGAAUCUGUCAGAUUGCGGUGGCAGCAUUUAUGUUCCAAAGCAAUUGGUUGUCUUGAAUGAUUCAGCAUCUAGUGCCGAUAGAGUUGUUGAAGCUGGUCUUAAAUUUCCACUAGUUGCAAAGCCACUCUGGAUCGAUGGAACUGCAAAGUCACAUCAGUUGUUCUUAGCUUAUGACAAGCGCUCGCUGGCAGAGCUUGAACCUCCUUUAAUCCUGCAAGAGUUUGUUAAUCAUGGUGGAGUUAUGUUCAAGGUUUUUGUGGUGGGUGAUAUCAUAAAAGUGGUGAGACGGUUCUCUCUACCAAACGUGAGUAACUGCGACAAAGCCAAAGCUGACGGCGUCUUCAAAUUCCCAAGGGUUUCAUCUGCAGCUGCUUCAGCGGAUAACGCAGACUUGGAACCUAGUGUUGCUGAGCUGCCUCCAAAACCUUUCCUCGAAGCCCUUGUGAAAGAGCUACGAACCUUAUUGGGACUUCGGCUUUUCAACAUAGACAUGAUCAGAGAACAUGGGAGCAAGAACGUGUUUUCUGUUAUUGACAUCAAUUAUUUCCCCGGCAAGUCUUUGCAUUUGAAUCUCUUGAGUUACGGAAAGAUGCCAGAUUACGAGCCAGUAGUUGUAGACUUCUUCCACAAUCUGGCGCAAGCGAAACAUAAUAAGAAGAGACACUGUAAAUGAAAACUUUGGGAGAGAGGAGAGGAGAGGAGAGGAGAGGUAUCAGAUGUUUCUUCUUCUAAGGAGGGUUUGGUUUUUAAACUGAUGUAAGAGCAGUGAAGGAAAAAAAAAAGAGAAUAAUUAAUGACUAAUUAUUAUGUAUUUGUACAGAGCUAGCUCUCUCACCUUUUGGAAAAGCUUUUAUCAGAUAACAAGUUUUUGAUUAGUGA
Raphanus sativus (radish) is the source of this 1676-nucleotide messenger RNA. RefSeq names its product inositol-tetrakisphosphate 1-kinase 2-like. Gene Ontology annotation, biological process: inositol trisphosphate metabolic process. The transcript is spliced from 9 exons. NCBI's taxonomy places the organism in Eukaryota, Viridiplantae, Streptophyta, Magnoliopsida, Brassicales, Brassicaceae. The record is from RefSeq and is a predicted model, not a curated record. Gene Ontology annotation, molecular function: inositol-1,3,4-trisphosphate 6-kinase activity; magnesium ion binding; inositol-1,3,4-trisphosphate 5-kinase activity. Gene Ontology annotation, cellular component: cytoplasm. The coding region runs from base 280 to 1470 and encodes 396 amino acids.